Molecule: messenger RNA, 3088 nt
Organism: Sardina pilchardus (European sardine)
Lineage: Eukaryota; Metazoa; Chordata; Actinopteri; Clupeiformes; Clupeidae
Gene: acer3
Product: alkaline ceramidase 3
Exons: 11
Coding region: 443-1246 (267 amino acids)
Biological process (GO): phytosphingosine biosynthetic process; ceramide metabolic process
Cellular component (GO): endoplasmic reticulum membrane
Source: RefSeq, a predicted model, not a curated record
AUUUCAACCAGAUCUCAGGCGCAGAUACCGAAUGUUUACGGCACAGACCAGUCAAAUGUAGCCUGAAGUCUGGAAGGGAAAGCCCACAGGAAGUUUUCGUGUAGCCUAUUGCGCUAAGCAGAUAGAAAUCCUUCCGUAAUGAACUGACCGGGAACGCUCGCUACCGCUUAAACGUUACCACUAGCGAAUACGAUCUGAACUGUCUGGACUGGACCGACAAAACAGUCGGAGAGCCUUUAGACAUUGAACCUGUUUUUCUCGGUGUCACCGUGUCCACCUUCCUAGCGGCAUUUGUGGGAUUUGCUUAGUGUCAGCAUCAGUGGCGGUUUUGGAAUCACACCUGCUUUUGCGCUCAUGUUGUGGCAGCGUGGAGUCAGAAAUCCGUUAGGCUAGUGUGAAGAUCCAGCCCCUCCCUCGCUCAGAAAACAGCUUUCUUUUCAUCAUGGCUCCUUCGAUGGACAGGCAAGGAUACUGGGGGAAGCCAACAUCUACACUCGAUUGGUGUGAGGAGAACUAUGUCGUGUCAUUCUACAUUGCAGAAUUCUGGAACACGGUCAGUAACCUGAUGAUGAUCCUGCCUCCCAUCUACGGAGCCUGGCACACACUCAGGAACGGCCUGGAGGUCCGCUAUGUCUACUCUUUCCUGGGUCUGGCAGCGGUAGGCAUUGGUUCCUGGUGCUUCCAUAUGACGCUGAAGUACGAAAUGCAGUUGCUGGAUGAGUUGCCAAUGAUCUACAGCUGUUGUAUCUUUGUAUAUUGUAUAUAUGAGUGCUUCAAGCAAGAAAAUGCCAUCAACUAUCUCCCAAUCAGCCUGUUGCUGCUGUUCAGUAUUUCAGUAAGUUUGGUUUACUUGCAAUGGAAAGAGCCCAUUUUUCAUCAGGUCAUGUAUGGGGCUCUAGUAGCUUGCCUAGUUAUUCGGUGUGUUUUCAUAGUUACAUGGGUUUAUCCACAGCUGAGGCCGCUGUGCUACACGUCUCUGGGGGUGUUUCUGCUGGGAUUCCUGCUGUGGAACAUUGAUAACCUCCUCUGUGAUUCCCUGAGGGCCGCUCGCCAAACACUGCCCUCUGGUGUUGGCGUGGUGACACAGUUCCAUGGCUGGUGGCACAUUCUGACAGGAUUGGGUUCCUACCUGCACAUCCUCCUCAGCCUCCAGAUCAGAUCAACCUACCUCAAGCACAGACCAAAGGUUAAGUUUGUGUGUGGUGUGUGGCCGACCCUGCUCAUCCAGUCAGCCAAGACCGGGUGAAGAGCGAGGGCCUUCCGCCACCAGCCUCAGAGAGAGGUCCUGCUCCGCUCCGCUCCGCACCGUGUCUCGAGACGACCUCGACUCCCGCGGACGCCAGGCGGAGGUUUUCUGCCGCAGGUUCAGCUGGGUUCCUUCGUUUUGCCAAGUGUAGUGUUGAGAAGAGAACGUUACUAGAAAACGGGACUGUUCAACUCUCAUCCUUUUUAAACAUUUGAGUUAAUUACUCAACAAUUAGUUUGUACCAUUUUUUAGGAGAUUUUGAGGUGACACGAUUAGUUCUGAUUUUGUAUUUAUUUAAAUGCCUUGAUCUAUGGGCUCAAUACAUGACAAUGUUGAAAAAGACUGCAAGAUCUUUACCUCAGAUAGUAUUCAACACAGGCAUAUUUUAUUCUGUGUUCUGCAAGAUAGUUUGUUCAUAAAGAAAGUCAUAAUCCAUUUGCCAUUAACAUUUUAAGUGUCUUAAUAUUCAUGGUAGAUCACUUUCAAAAGUCAUUAUCUUAACUGGAAAAGUAAUUAAUUCAAAAUUAGGGGUGGAGGAAAAAUCGAUACAGUGUAGUAUUGUGAUAUUUUUGACAUGAUACCAUUAUGGUACAGUGGCACUAAGUUUCUUAGUAUUUUUUAUUUAAUUUCUAUUUGAUUUGAUCUGGAUACAUGCGUCUACUCUGAUAAAACUGUCUGAAGAACUUAAAAUAUACAUAAGACCUGAUUCUUCUCUUGAGUCAGCACAGAAAUGGGAAAGGAAGUCAAAGCAAAGAACAAAGAACAAAGUCAAGAACAAGAUGGCUUCAAAGUCCCCACUAAAGAACAAGAUGGUUCUAGAGUCCCCACUAGAGAACAAGAAGGUUCUAGAGUUUCUACUAAAGAACAAGAUGGUUCUAGAGUUCCCACUAAAGAACAAGAUGGUUCUAGAGUUCCCACUAAAGAACAAGAUGGUUCUAGAGUCCCUACUAGAGAACAAGAUGGUUCUAGAGUCCCUACUAGAGAACAAGAUGGUUCUAGAGUCCCCACUAGAGAACAAGAUGGUUCUAGAGUCCCACUUAAGAACAAGAUGGGCCGAAAGAAAUCAGAAAACUGAAUCGCUAUACUUGCUGUAUUCUAAAAAGUUCCAAUAAUAUGGUACAGUGUCGUGGCCCAAAUAUCAUGAUGUUAUCGUAUUGUUCUUUGGUAAUUCUCACCCUUUGUACAUAACCGAUCAGAAUGAAGUUGUGAGUGAGGGUUUUCCAUGCAGAUGGAUUUCUUUACUAAAUGGAUAAACAAGAAGUCAGCGCAGCAUUAUUUGUUCAGACUAUACUGAUAGACACCAACGCUACACAGUCUGCUGAUUGGAAGAUUAUUUCCUAUGAGCUGGUCAAACAAUGACCAGAAUGAGAUCAUCUACGAGUUGACAAUUGAAAUGUCAUUCUCUAAUGGAGUGUCCUGUAUAAAACAGAAGCUUUUCAGGAAAAUUAUGUUCAGACGUUUGUUUUGGACAUGGAUCACAGAGGAUGCUAUGCAGUGGUGCUGAGUCCAGUGGUGUUCACAGGAUUUGUUCAGAUUACUCUCUAGCCUGAGCCCAGUUCUCCACCCACUCUCUAAAGCCCACUCACCCAGUUCUCCACCCGCUCCACCCACUCUCUAACCUGAGCCCAGUUCUCCACCCGCUCUCUAAAGCCCACUCACCCAGUUCUCCACCCGUACGAUGAACGCCAAAUGGCGUAUCUCGCAACUCGCUCUCUAAAGCCCACUCAUUCUGUAUUCAGUUCUCCACCCGCUCUCUAAAGCCCACUCACCCAGUUCUCCACCCGCUCUCUAAAGCCCACUCAUUCUGUUCUCCACCCGCUCUCUAAAGCCCACUCAUUCUGU